CCUCUUUGGUGUGUGCAAGAUUGGGUUGCGAGCUGGCAAAGAGAGCUGCCUUUUCCACUCGCUCUCCGGUGCUGUCGCUGUGCUUCAGCAGGAGCUUUCGAGAUCGGCGGCGCUUAAGAGAAGGAAGAAGAGGAGGAGGAGGCGGAGAAGCAGCAGCAGCCUCGAGUAGCAGCAGCCCCAGAAAUCAAAGGACGGAAGCCGCGCAGGCAUGGAUCAUUAUGAUUCUCAGCAAACCAAUGACUAUAUGCAGCCAGAAGAGGACUGGGACAGGGAUCUUCUUUUGGAUCCGGCUUGGGAAAAGCAGCAGAGAAAGACAUUUACAGCGUGGUGCAAUUCUCACCUCCGCAAGGCAGGCACACAGAUUGAGAACAUAGAAGAAGAUUUCAGGGAUGGCCUUAAGCUUAUGUUACUCCUGGAAGUCAUAUCAGGUGAACGUUUGGCUAAACCAGAAAGAGGCAAAAUGAGAGUGCACAAAAUUUCAAAUGUGAACAAAGCCCUAGAUUUCAUCGCUAGCAAAGGAGUGAAGCUGGUAUCCAUUGGAGCAGAAGAAAUUGUUGAUGGGAAUGCAAAAAUGACCCUUGGAAUGAUCUGGACCAUCAUUCUCCGUUUUGCUAUUCAAGACAUCUCAGUAGAAGAGACCUCUGCUAAAGAAGGGCUUUUGUUGUGGUGUCAGCGGAAGACAGCCCCAUACAAAAAUGUGAACAUCCAAAACUUCCAUAUAAGCUGGAAGGAUGGCCUUGGUUUCUGUGCCUUGAUUCAUAGACAUCGUCCAGAGCUCAUUGACUAUGGAAAGUUACGAAAGGAUGAUCCUCUUACUAACUUGAACACAGCAUUUGAUGUGGCUGAAAGGUACCUAGAUAUCCCAAAGAUGUUGGAUGCAGAAGACAUUGUUGGAACAGCCCGCCCUGACGAGAAGGCCAUCAUGACCUAUGUUUCUAGCUUCUACCACGCCUUCUCAGGAGCCCAGAAGGCGGAAACAGCAGCCAAUCGUAUCUGCAAGGUGCUGGCUGUCAAUCAAGAGAAUGAACAACUAAUGGAAGACUAUGAGAAGUUGGCUAGUGAUCUGCUAGAGUGGAUCCGGCGCACGAUCCCUUGGCUUGAGAAUCGAACUCCCGAGAACACCAUGCAAGCCAUGCAGCAGAAACUAGAGGAUUUCCGAGAUUAUCGCCGCCUUCACAAACCUCCUAAAGUUCAAGAAAAGUGCCAGCUGGAAAUCAACUUCAAUACCUUGCAGACCAAGUUGCGACUAAGCAAUAGACCAGCCUUCAUGCCUUCUGAAGGGAAAAUGGUUUCGGACAUAAAUAAUGCAUGGGGUGGCCUGGAACAGGCUGAGAAGGGCUAUGAGGAGUGGCUUUUGAAUGAGAUUCGAAGAUUAGAACGUCUGGAUCACCUGGCUGAGAAGUUCCGGCAAAAAGCUUCCAUUCAUGAAUCCUGGACAGAUGGUAAAGAAGCAAUGUUGCAGCAGAAGGACUAUGAAACUGCUACCUUAUCCGAGAUCAAGGCCCUGUUAAAGAAACAUGAGGCUUUCGAAAGUGACCUUGCUGCUCAUCAGGACCGCGUGGAACAGAUUGCAGCCAUUGCACAAGAGCUCAACGAGUUGGAUUAUUACGAUUCACCAAGUGUCAAUGCCAGGUGCCAAAAAAUAUGUGACCAGUGGGAUAACCUUGGAGCUCUGACCCAGAAGCGACGAGAAGCUUUGGAGAGAACAGAAAAGCUACUGGAAACAAUUGACCAGCUAUAUCUAGAAUAUGCCAAACGAGCUGCCCCUUUCAAUAACUGGAUGGAGGGAGCCAUGGAGGAUCUGCAGGACACGUUCAUAGUCCACACCAUUGAGGAAAUUCAGGGAUUGACCACAGCCCACGAACAGUUCAAAGCCACCUUGCCAGAUGCUGACAAGGAAAGACAGGCCAUCCUGGGAAUACAUAAUGAAGUGUCCAAAAUUGUUCAAACCUAUCAUGUUAACAUGGCAGGGACCAACCCGUACACCACAAUCACUCCACAGGAAAUCAAUGGCAAAUGGGACCACGUGAGACAGCUAGUUCCUAGGAGGGAUCAGGCGCUGAUGGAGGAACAUGCUCGACAACAGCAUAAUGAGAGACUCCGCAAGCAGUUUGCCACCCAGGCCAAUGUCAUUGGCCCUUGGAUCCAAACCAAGAUGGAGGAGAUAGGCCGCAUCUCCAUAGAGAUGCAUGGGACUCUAGAGGACCAGCUCAAUCACCUGCGGCAGUAUGAGAAGAGCAUCGUAAACUACAAACCAAAGAUUGAUCAACUGGAGGGAGAUCACCAGCAAAUUCAGGAAGCCCUCAUCUUCGACAAUAAGCACACCAACUAUACUAUGGAGCACAUCAGAGUGGGCUGGGAGCAGCUCCUCACAACCAUCGCCAGGACUAUCAAUGAGGUGGAAAACCAGAUUUUGACUCGGGAUGCCAAAGGAAUCAGCCAAGAACAGAUGAAUGAAUUCCGUGCCUCUUUCAACCACUUUGACAGAGACCACUCCGGCACACUUGGCCCUGAGGAAUUCAAAGCCUGCCUCAUCAGCUUGGGUUACGAUAUUGGAAACGAUGCACAGAAGAAGACUGGCAUGAUGGAUAGUGAAGAUUUCCACACCUACCUUAUCUCCAUUGGUUAUAAUACGGGAGAAGCAGAAUUCGCUCGUAUCAUGAGCAUUGUUGAUCCCAACCGCAUAGGAGUAGUGACAUUCCAAGCCUUCAUUGACUUCAUGUCCAGGGAAACAGCAGAUACGGAUACAGCUGAUCAAGUGAUGGCUUCUUUCAAGAUCCUGGCUGGAGAUAAAAAUUAUAUCACUGUGGAUGAAUUACGACGGGAGCUGCCUCCUGAUCAAGCCGAAUAUUGUAUUGCUAGAAUGGCACCUUACACUGGGAUGGAUUCUGUACCUGGUGCCCUGGACUACAUGUCUUUCUCUACAGCUCUUUAUGGCGAAAGUGACCUUUAACUAUCACCUCUCUAUCCACCACACAUCCUUACCCUCUCCCAUCCAGGCGCACUUUUCUUUCUGUCUGCAAAGCAAGCUCUGCUAUGCCUCCCUGUCACGUUCCUCUUUCCACUUAAACUAACAGAUUGCCUUGGGGGGGGAGGGAAGAGGGAGGAGAAUGUUGAAAUCAAAUAGUAUAUCGUACCCCUGACAAACGACAGUUUACAAAAUUAUUUUCUGGGGAAAAAGUUACAUUUAAACAAACAUAUUUUAUUAUAGGGAAAAAAAGUAUUUUUCUCCGAGAUUGAAGCAUAAAUAGAAAAUUUAAAGAAUAUUAUACAAAAUAUGAACUGGUUCCACCAGCCCUUCUUUUUGAGACAUAGGAAAUGGAAUCCAAUGUUACAUCCCAUCCUUAUAUUGUGCUAUCAUGAGUCAAUUUUCUCAUCUGUCUCUAUAUAUUCCUUAUCACAUUUUUUUCCAGAGGGAGAGGCACUUGAGUGCAUGUAUUGCUGGUUCACUCAUUUCAUGGAAAGAUUUUACAAUAAAACUUUUUGAAAUUGCUGUGUUUUUUUAGGGGAAAAUAAUGUACACAGCUCAUGUUUUCAUAUUUAAUUAAAAUUACAAUAUGCCUACUAUGUGUUGUUA
Pogona vitticeps (central bearded dragon) is the source of this 3577-nucleotide messenger RNA. It is a transcript of the gene ACTN1, whose product is annotated as actinin alpha 1. The record is from RefSeq and is a predicted model, not a curated record. NCBI's taxonomy places the organism in Eukaryota, Metazoa, Chordata, Lepidosauria, Squamata, Agamidae. Gene Ontology annotation, molecular function: calcium ion binding; protein binding.